AAUUCAAUGUCUAUUGGCCACGUUUCUUUUGUUUGUUGGAUCUAUACAAACUGAAAGGACCUCACAGUGGGAUCAAUGUGGCUGUAAAUGGAGGAAUUGGGGAGCAUGGAGUACUUGUGAUAGCGAAUGUAAUGGUGAACGCAGUCGGUCAAAAAAAGUACGGAUGUAUACACAUGAGCCCGGGUGUACCUUCGGUUUCACAACUUGCGCAACAAAAGGCAGUGGAUGGGACUACUCGAGAUGUAAUACAUUUUGUCACAAUGGAGGAACAUCAAAUAGCUACUCGUGUAGCUGUGUAACAGGAUUUUAUGGAGAUUGCUGUGGAUUUCAGGUAAACUGUGGAGAUCCUGGAUCUAUAUCAAAUGGCAGAGUAAAUAGAGGUACAUUUACGUAUGGAAUUACAGUAAGAUACACCUGUAACAGUGGAUAUCUGUUGGUGGGCGGAUCAUCUAGUAGAACAUGCGGAAUCCGUGCAUUUUGGAGUGGAAGAAAACCACGAUGUGCAUAUUAUAAUUCCUGUGCUAGUGGUCCAUGCAAGAAUGGAGCAACUUGUACAAACAUACCUGAUCAUUAUCAAUGUACAUGUACUUAUGAUUGGUCUGGUAAAAACUGUGAUGUUGAUAUACAUCCAUCAGUAAUGACAAAUUGUUCUAGUGACAAAUCUAUAACAACAGCAGCACUUGAAAAUCUAGUAAAAUGGCAGAUACCUUCAUUCACUGAUCCACAUCAUAAUGCAGUCAAGGUUACAUCAAACUACCCUUCAAAUGAGUUCACAUUUCCAUGGGGAGAUUUUAAGGUCAGCUAUACAGCUAUCAAACAAAAAACCGGUUUAAGUACAAACUGCUUAUUCAGCAUCAGUUUAAGGCCAAACCCAUGUCCUACAAUCAAUGUUCCAGAGAACGGGGCGUUAAUAUGCAACAACUGGAAAACUGAUUAUGGACAGUUUUGUAGAUUUUUAUGUAAAGAAUCUUACACAAUUCCACGUGGUGUGAUGAUGGAUCACUUUUAUGUUUGUGGAGCUUCUGGAACAUGGAUGCCCUCAAAUACAAUACCCAAUUGUUCAGUGACAACUACACAUUUACAUGCAGCUGGAGGAUAUGCUAAUGGUCCAACGUAUUCAAGUUGUACGGAUGAUCGAAGACAAAUGCAGGAGUAUUACAUAGAUAAACUCAGCCAAUCUCAUUUCAGACAAUUUUGUAAAAAGUUUCAAAAAGAAUGUAUUCCUGAAAAUGUGUCAGUUAAGUGUUAAACGACGGUUUGGAAUAUACGUCCUCUUAUUUUUUUGACUUUGUUCAAAAUUCAUAUAUAAUCAUGUAAUUGUACUUAUUCUAUGUUAGCCAAUUAUUUACAAAAUGUAAAUCUGUUUUCAUACUGAUACAUUAAUAAGCAGUUCAACGUUUUAUUCGAAAUGCUGGAUAUCGUAAACUUCAUAAAAGGAACCUUCGAGAAAAAGAAGUUACAAUAUAUCAUAUUUAACGUUUUCGCAUUUUUUUUUAUUUGAGAAAACCCACAAUAGUUAAUCUAAAGA
Molecule: messenger RNA, 1528 nt
Organism: Mytilus trossulus (common blue mussel)
Lineage: Eukaryota; Metazoa; Mollusca; Bivalvia; Mytilida; Mytilidae
Product: neurogenic locus notch homolog protein 2-like
Exons: 6
Coding region: 164-1249 (361 amino acids)
Source: RefSeq, a predicted model, not a curated record